Suillus paluster is the source of this 1695-nucleotide messenger RNA. RefSeq lists its product as uncharacterized. Lineage: Eukaryota; Fungi; Basidiomycota; Agaricomycetes; Boletales; Suillaceae. The transcript is spliced from 10 exons. The record is from RefSeq and is a predicted model, not a curated record. The coding region runs from base 1 to 1695 and encodes 564 amino acids.
AUGCAUUUGAGAGAGCAUCCGAACCAGAUUGCUCUGACAAAAGCACUGGCGCAUCUCAUGUCCCUGAAAGGGUUCCACGAGAACCUCAGCAAAACUACUGUCGAGAGCAUCCGUUCGGCAUUUAAGAAGCUGUGGGAGCUAUCAGAUGGUGAUACCUAUCGUGGCAAAUGGCACUUCAAUGAGGCGAAGCAGCGCUGGGAAGGAAACCCUGCUGAUUCUGCAGACAUUUAUGAUGUGCUGUCAUCCAUCAAGCAUAAGGCAAGUGCCGAGGGAGGAGAUCGCACUCACUCAAUGGCAAUGACGAAGGACUACAUGGAUCGGGCAUUCCGAUGGCACCAGGCUGUGUGUCCACUCGAGAUUGCACUACAGAUGAUUCAGAAGGUGAUGAGUGGUGCUCGGCCUUCGGAUAUGCACCUGGACUUGGAAAUGAGGACAAAACUUACUCGCCAUCUUGAACAAGUCACGUUCGCAUCGAACGGAUGGACGUUAUGGACAAGGUGUUUUGAGCUUGUAAAGUUGAAAGGAUAUCUCACUUGCCACUAUUUUGGAUGGUUGCAAAGAAAGGAUAUCUCACUUGAUACCACUAUUUUGGAUGGGGUGCUCGGCGUGUACCUUGCAAACGAGACACUCACGCUGAGUAAAUGCACAUCAUACUUCGAGAUCUUUCUCGCUCACCGGAAAGGAUGGCAAAAGAAGGUGGACAAGGGCCAAUGGGAAGCAGAUCUGAGAUCAAAUCACUACAAGAUUUAUCCACGCCCCAACAUGCCAGCCUGCGACAAUUUCUUCUGGAUCCAAUCUCUCACGAUACGGUACAAAAAUGGAUCAAUGAGUCAACCGCUGGCGCUGGCAUCCGUGGUAACUUCUCAACUCAGCUUUCGUCGGGGAGGUGCGCAAUAUUGGUUCAUGUUUGCUCCAGUGGGCCAGCGGUGGACACUUGCUAAAGUUCGUUGGUGGGGGGGAUGGGCUGAUGGCGAGCAGCGUGAUACACUCGUUCGCUACCUCCUCGACGAACUACAUGCAUAUGAGACUGACUACAGUGAUGCCCUUGCCCCCAUCUCCCGGGUGCUGAUGCCUCCCUUGCUGGCGAACAUGCUCUCGCCAGACCAGCAUCGACAGAAGAGCUUCGCAUGUGCCUGCACCACAGUAAUCGCUCUCCAGCGUCUCGAUUCAGGCCCCCGCUUCACCAACGUCUCUGAGUGUGCCUCCCGCACACCAACUCCACCUGUCAGAGACAUAGUGCGAGAGCCGAACAGCCAGUUUUACCCAGGCCCGUCGUCAGCCACACUCUCCCUACCACGAGCCAUCCAUCCGCACCUCGUCACAACAACUCUGCACCACGCUGCCCAUCAGCAUCACUCGGGCUUCAAGUACCAGAAACUCCCAACACCUGCCUUCCCGAAGCACAACUCCUGGAAGGAGAUUGUCGAACACUGGCUUGUUGGCGAUCGAGACCGAGGACUGACAACGCCACUGAAGGACUGGCCAAGGCACUGGUACCAAGGUGCAAAUAGACGGUUUGCAUCAAAGUACCACCAACGUGCAACAAUCGCGCUAGAGUUCAUUAAUCAGUACGAGUCGAACGAGGCACGCUUCCUCGCAGCCUAUCCAGAGGCCGAGCUAGGGCACACGCAACUUCUGAAGGCUGUGAACAAGGCACGCGCUGCACGAGGGGACCGUAUCUCUCGCAACAAGUGA